Molecule: messenger RNA, 458 nt
Organism: Acaulospora morrowiae
Lineage: Eukaryota; Fungi; Glomeromycota; Glomeromycetes; Diversisporales; Acaulosporaceae
Source: the annotation of a GenBank genome assembly
AAAACCAAAGAUGUUGCAUCUUAUCGAUUCCUUGAAAUCUUUCUUGAUGUUUUCGCCGACCAAUUGGUUCGCAUGUCGAAUAGCACCUUCUUUCGAAUUAAAGAACUGAAUUCGAUGGUUAGAGAUCAUAGUAUCAGGAAAACUUUGUUAGAAACGUUACUAGCCGUGUCCAUGGAAUUUUCUACGAGAUCAAUUGAUUCUAAAGCUGAACAAAUUAAAAAUUUAUCGGAUGACAAGAUUGCGACUCUUGGAGCAAUUAAACCCUGGGAAGAUUCUAAUCAUUUGCUGGUUGUAUUUUUAUCACAAACUCCGGAUUCAAUAUGCGCGUUGUACAGGAGCAAAGACUUGGUGCCUGAAAACGUGGUGGGUUUGUUAAGAAGUCAACAUGUGGGAACUAGAAAUUUUUCAUUGGAGGAUUUUGAAAAUAUGUCUUCCGAAGACAUCAUAAGAAAGCUAGA